Prunus avium (sweet cherry) is the source of this 1804-nucleotide messenger RNA. Its product is annotated as putative beta-1,4-xylosyltransferase IRX10. NCBI's taxonomy places the organism in Eukaryota, Viridiplantae, Streptophyta, Magnoliopsida, Rosales, Rosaceae. Gene Ontology annotation, molecular function: glycosyltransferase activity. The record is from RefSeq and is a predicted model, not a curated record. Gene Ontology annotation, biological process: plant-type secondary cell wall biogenesis; glucuronoxylan biosynthetic process.
AUACAGCUUUCACUAACCACAUGGAUUUGUACAUGUUGUUUGCUGCAAAAUCCUUCUUAAGAAAUCUAAAUAAAAUAGAAAAUUGCAAUGCCUUCACUGUUUCUUCAAGCAAUUCCUCUCUGCAUUUCUCUAUCGAUGCUCACCUGAAAACCUCCGUUUCUUAUUCCAUUUCCACAAACCUAGAGUCUAAGAAAGCUUCCCAACUACUACCCGCGCGACGUCCCAACCAUAUACUCUUCAUAUAUACUGCCUCUACAGCCUCAAUGAUACGAAAACCGGAAGACCCAUUUCGAUUUUCAGUCAAAUUAGGUAUCUGAGUGUGGGUUUCAGUUGGGUCAAAAUGAGAACUUGCAUGUGGGUUCUUGCUCUUCUUUUUGUUUUUGGGUUUGCUUGGGAAGUUGGUGCUGAUCAGAAUGUGCCUACAGAGAGGAUUUCAGGAAGCGCUGGUGAUGUCUUGGAGGAUGAUCCAACUGGAAGGUUGAAAGUUUAUGUUUAUGAGCUGCCUAACAAAUACAACAAGAAAAUCCUUCAGAAAGACCCAAGAUGUCUCAACCAUAUGUUUGCUGCUGAGAUCUUCAUGCAUAGGUUCCUCUUAUCCAGCCCGGUUAGAACAUUCAAUCCUGAGGAAGCAGAUUGGUUUUAUACCCCUAUCUACACUACUUGUGACCUUACCCCCACUGGCUUGCCAUUACCCUUCAAAUCGCCGCGGAUGAUGAGAAGUGCAAUACAGCUCAUAUCUACAAACUGGCCUUAUUGGAAUCGAACGGAAGGAGCUGAUCACUUCUUUGUUGUGCCUCAUGACUUUGGAGCCUGCUUUCAUUACCAGGAAGAGAAAGCUAUUGAACGGGGUAUUCUUCCACUGCUCCAGCGUGCCACCUUGGUUCAGACCUUUGGGCAACGAAACCAUGUAUGCUUGAAGGAGGGUUCAAUCACAAUUCCUCCAUAUGCUCCACCACAAAAGAUGCAGGCCCACCUGAUUCCCCAAGAGACUCCACGGUCCAUCUUCGUCUACUUCCGUGGUCUAUUUUAUGACAUUAAUAAUGACCCUGAAGGUGGUUACUAUGCGAGAGGUGCGAGGGCAGCUGUUUGGGAGAAUUUCAAGAACAAUCCUCUGUUUGACAUCUCCACUGACCAUCCAACUACAUAUUAUGAAGACAUGCAGCGAUCUAUAUUCUGUUUAUGCCCUCUGGGUUGGGCCCCAUGGAGUCCGAGGCUAGUUGAAGCAGUGGUGUUUGGUUGCAUCCCUGUUAUUAUAGCUGAUGAUAUUGUCUUACCCUUCGCCGAUGCUAUCCCAUGGGAAGAAAUUGGAGUUUUUCUAGCUGAGGAGGAUGUCCCUAACCUGGACACAAUUCUCACUUCUAUUCCACCAGAAGUAAUCCUAAGGAAACAAAGAUUGCUUGCAAAUCCUUCGAUGAAAUGGGCGAUGAUGUUCCCGCAACCUGCACAACCAGGGGAUGCUUUCCAUCAGAUACUAAACGGUCUGGCUCGAAAGUUGCCCCAUGCUCAAAGUGUUUACUUGAAGGGUGGUCAAAAGAUUUUAAAUUGGACAGCAGGGCCAGUGGGAGACUUGAAACCAUGGUAAUGGAAGUAGUAUAUAUCUUUUUGAGCAAUGGCCUUUUGCAUUGUAUACUGUCUAGUCCCCAGUACCAAAUUGAGGAGGAUAUGCUGCUGGGCUGGACUUUACUGAAAAUGUAAAAAAAUUCUUCUUCCUUUCUGAGUUUUGUAUAGGUGCUGACAUUCAGCAGAUCCUUUCUGGAUGCAAAAUACUUGAACUGAAAAUGCAAACAUGCAUGCUUCUUCCCUA